Molecule: messenger RNA, 492 nt
Organism: Miscanthus lutarioriparius
Lineage: Eukaryota; Viridiplantae; Streptophyta; Magnoliopsida; Poales; Poaceae
Source: the annotation of a GenBank genome assembly
AUGCGCAAAAUAAGUACUGCCGCGUACAAGUACGAUAUGCAACCCAGUGGUAAGAUGUACGAAGCUGGUGCAGUAUGUACACUAGUUAUUAUAAAAGUACCAUAUAUAUACAGUAAAGUAACUCGGGAUUUUGAAAUUUGGAAAGCCCUGGUGCACCCUCGAACACCAGAAUCAGGUGGCGACUGGACUAUCACGGAAGACACGAAUUUCAUCACCCUCAGGCUCAAGGUGGGAGCAAAGACGACCAAGGAUGAACUGGAGGUUGCAGUAACGGACGACCAGGUGCUCCUGGUCAUCAGGUACAAGCAGAAGCAGCAGGGUGACGGCGGCGGCAAAGAAAAAGACGACAGCCCGAAGAGUUCGCUGCCCGUCCAACUGCUGAUGCCUCCCGGCUGCGAUCAUAAGAAGGUGAAUGCGAGGUUGUUUGAAGGGUGGCUGGAGAUUAUUGUCGCCAAGCCUAAGCCCAGUGAGGAGAUAUCAAUCACUCAGUAA